AUAAAAAAAAACAACAAAAUCACAGAAAAAUAAACAAAUUUAUAGAAACAUUUAAAUUUUGUUUAUUUUUUGUAAUAUUACAACAAAUAAAAUGAAUUGCAUGGAGAAAUUGGAGAACCACCAAUGUCGUACAUGUUACAAUGCAACCAAAGGUUUAAGACUCCUAAAAAAUCUCACCAAAUGCUCUGGCAGCCAACAACAGAAAUCCUAUGCUGAACUCCUAAAAGAAGUCUCUAGCAUUAAUAUAAUGGAUGAGUCUUAUAAGGAACUGCCACAAUUUAUAUGCGACAGCUGUUCACGCAAACUGAAAGCGUCUCAUGCAUUUAUCCAACAAACCCAUGAAGUUAAUGAACGGCUUAUGUUGAUGUUAAUGGGAAGGGAGGAGACGAAUAAUCAAUUGGAUUGUUUAGAGGAAGCACAGGUGGACAUACAGUCAUGUUUGGAAAUAAAAAUGGAACAUGAUGACGCCGUUGCAGAGGAAAAGUCUGAGGCAAAAUGUCAUGUUAAACUUAAGUUGGAAGAACCCGAAGAACUUCCACAAAUUAAUCACAUCAAUGUAGACGAAAUGAGUGAAAAGAAGCAAGGUGAUGAUGAUAAUGACACUGUGGAAAUAGUAACCUUAACAGAAACAAACGAUCCAAAGUCGGUUUCAAAUGAUGCCGACAAUUUAAACACCGAAGACAUAUUAAAUGUAGAAGCAGUAAAAGAAGCCGAAAAUUCAAUGACUGAUGCAAUUCUGCAAAAUGAUUUAUUAAUAGAUGAUGAAGAGGAUGACGAUGAUGACAAUGAUGAUGAUGAAGAUUAUCAAGAUAAUCAAACGGAAGAUUUGGAUUGGCAAACAGAUAAAAAAGUUAUUAGUCCCAGUAAUAAAAGAGAAGACAAGAAAAUUACCAAAAAAUCCAAAAACUCGGAAGAAACAAUUGGAAAAGCUGUAGAAGAUGAUGAUGUGGCCGUACCCUGCAGUCAGUGUAAUAAAAUAUUUAAUAAUUCCAAAGCUCUAGCACGCCAUCAACGCACUAGUCACAUACCAGAAGAUCAAAAAUGUACAUGUCCUUUGUGUUUUCGAAAAUUUUCACGUUCCUGCAAUAUGUAUACACAUAUGCGUACGUUUCAUGGUCCCGACACCGUGCCUCUCAUACGCAAACCAUCAACACAAGAAAGAAUCUUUCAGUGUGACAAAUGCCCAAGGAAUUAUACCAAGAAGAAACACCUUAAUAUACAUAUAAAAAAUAAACACAGUCAAGAAAAUGUAGAUAAGGAAAAAAUUUCGGAAAAAUCAGCAGAAGAUGAUAAGGAGGCGCCUAUUGAUGAAACGGCUACUAAACCCAAUAAACCGAAACGAUAUGAAGUGCGCUCCUUAUGUUCCAUAUGCGGCAGUUCGUUUUCGAGUAAAACCCAUCUCAUUGUACAUAUGCGACGUCAUACGGGAGAGCGGCCAUUCAAAUGUGACCUCUGUGAACGUGCUUAUCCACGUAUAUCCGAGUUAACCUGCCACCGACGCAUACAUACGGGCGAAAAACCUUUUGCCUGUAAAAUAUGUGGUAAAACUUUCCGGGUUUCCAGUAAAAUGACUACACACAUGCGUUCGCAUACAGACAUACGACCCUAUAAAUGUACGCAAUGUGAACGCAGUUUUAAAUACUCCAAAGAUUUAAGUAUACAUUUUCGUAUACACACGGGUGAACGGCCCUAUUGUUGCAAUGUUUGCGGUAGCACGUUUACGCAAAGUAAUACACUAAAAGCACAUCGUGUCAAAUUGGGUCACAUGGACAGUGUCUUGGAAAAUACCAAUAAUUUAGUAUAGAUAUAUAAAGUUAUAAGAAAUACUUUGUAAUAAA
Messenger RNA from Calliphora vicina (urban bluebottle blowfly), 1838 nucleotides. RefSeq names its product zinc finger protein 180-like. Gene Ontology annotation, molecular function: DNA-binding transcription factor activity, RNA polymerase II-specific; zinc ion binding. The record is from RefSeq and is a predicted model, not a curated record. The transcript has 3 exons. Gene Ontology annotation, cellular component: nucleus. Lineage: Eukaryota; Metazoa; Arthropoda; Insecta; Diptera; Calliphoridae. Gene Ontology annotation, biological process: regulation of transcription by RNA polymerase II. Bases 92 to 1804 code for a protein of 570 amino acids.